Brassica oleracea var. oleracea is the source of this 2193-nucleotide messenger RNA. RefSeq lists its product as uncharacterized. Gene Ontology annotation, biological process: protein N-linked glycosylation. The transcript has 6 exons. The record is from RefSeq and is a predicted model, not a curated record. Gene Ontology annotation, molecular function: alpha-(1->6)-fucosyltransferase activity. NCBI's taxonomy places the organism in Eukaryota, Viridiplantae, Streptophyta, Magnoliopsida, Brassicales, Brassicaceae. Bases 480 to 2156 code for a protein of 558 amino acids.
UAAUUGCUUCACCAAACAUCAAAGUAUAUUAAAAACGAAAUAAAAGUAAUCAAACUUCAAACGGUGUGAUGAUCUAUAAUUUAAUAACACAACCUCGCUCACAUCAAACUCUCACUUGCUGUGCACUUUGGGUUAGCCUUUCAAUGCGUUAUGAUUCUCUCUCUGCCCUCCUCGUUUUCAGACCAGCUGGAAAUUAGAAAAAUGGACCACUUGAUGAAGAAAGAAACAAGCAUAGUUUGAUGGAAGUAUCUUGAUCUAUCUUUUUUCCACAAAAUAAAUAUAUUUAUCUUAGAAAAGAAACAAAAAGUUAGAGAAAAUAUCAUGUGAGGUGUGGUUGAUAGUUGGCAAGUGUUGCUAUAAAAGAAAGUGAUAGUUUCCUGAGAAAACUUAUAGGUAAGAAGAAAGUAGGUUUUUCUUGGGAAAAGCUUUUCAGUUACAGAGAGAAGUAAAAGACAAGAGACAAAAACAACAAGAAGUUGAUGGAAGCAAGAGGUACUAGUGGUAUAAGCAUGAAGUCAUUAGAGAGAGUGGUUUCAGAUAAAGCAUUAAAGCUUGGAAACUCAUUUCCAUGUCAAAUCUGUGUGGUUGGGUUUCUCUGUGGAAUCUGUCUCACUUCUCUUUUCUUAGCUGCUCUCACUUCCAUUGGCACCUUCGAGCUCGCCGCCUUCUCCUUCUCCUCUUUCUCUCCUCCUUGCAAUUCCACUUCUCAAAUCAUCAACAUAGACAGGAAACUGAAAUGGAAGAACAAAGCUGAGACCGAAGAAGAAAAUGAUGAUGAUCAGGUUAAUCUUUUGGUCUCUGCUUGGGACAACAUAUUACUAAACAAUGAAGACUACUUCAAGAAACUAGGGAUAAGCAAAUCUGAUGUCCCAAACGCUCCACAUUUGGAGAACUGUGAGGAGAGGACACGAGCUAGAGAGCGCUUGGAUACAAGAAUAUCAAACCAUACAUUUCCUUCUUGGAUCAAUGGAGGAGAUGAAGAUAACUAUCCACUAACUAGAAGCGUGCAAAGAGAGAUAUGGUAUCAUCAGCAUCCUUUGGACUGUGAAGACAAGAGUCUCAAGUUCCUUGUAGCUGACUGGGAAACGCUUCCUGGCUUUGGUAUAGGAGCUCAGAUCGCUGGAAUGACUGGUCUUCUCGCAAUAGCUAUAAACGAAAACCGAGUUCUUGUUUCAAAUUACUAUAACCGAGCAGAUCAUGAUGGUUGCAAAGGUUCUGCUAGAGGAAGCUGGUCUUGCUACUUCCUACCGGAAACAUCGAAAGAGUGUAGGAAACGUGCGUUUGAAGUAAUGAAGAAGAGAGAAGCCUGGGAGAGAGGGACUGUUACAGGGAAACAAAACUACAGCACCAAGGAGAUUUGGUCUGGACAUAUACCAAAGAGAUGGGGUAAGCCUUGGAGUUACAUGAGGCCAACUACAGAGAUCAACGGAAGCUUACUCACCAGUCACAGGAAAAUGGACAGGAGAUGGUGGAGAGCACAGGCGGUUAGAUACUUGAUGAGGUUUCAAACGGAAUACACUUGCGGUUUGGUGAACGUUGCUAGACAUUCUGCGUUUGGGAAAGAAGCUGCUGAGAUUGUUCUCUCGGCAGGAGGUUGGAGAAAGAAGAAGAAGAGGUCGGAGAUUGAGGAAAGCGUGUGGUCGAGUCACAAGCCGUGGAUACCGAGGCCAAUGCUGAGCGUGCAUGUGCGUAUGGGAGACAAAGCUUGCGAGAUGAGAGUCGCAGCUUUAGAAGAGUAUAUGCGUUUGGCUGAUAGGAUCAGAGAACGGUUUCCGGAGCUCAACAGGAUCUGGCUCUCUACGGAGAUGAAGGAAGUUGUGGACAGGAGUAAAGAGUAUGGUCAGUGGAGAUUCUAUUACACGGAAGUGGCGAGACAAGUUGGUAAUAACUCGAUGGCUGAGUAUGAAGCUAGCCUUGGGAGAGAGAUGAGCACGAACUAUCCUCUUGUUAACUUCUUGAUGGCGUCAGAAGCUGACUUCUUCGUCGGAGCUUUAGGCUCCACUUGGUGUUUCCUCAUUGAUGGUAUGAGGAAUACCGGUGGUAAAGUCAUGUCCGGUUUUCUCAGUGUCAAUAAAGACCGGUUCUGGCGUUCGGGUGUCAAAUCUGUUCCGGUUUGGAAUCAAUUCAGGUUUGAGUUUUCUGGAGCACAAAUUUAGAUCUCAUUCGGAUAUAUAAAAGUUCGGUUUGGUGUCA